This is a messenger RNA of Mobula hypostoma (lesser devil ray), 7333 nucleotides long. RefSeq names its product glucosamine (UDP-N-acetyl)-2-epimerase/N-acetylmannosamine kinase (gene gne). Gene Ontology annotation, biological process: UDP-N-acetylglucosamine metabolic process. Gene Ontology annotation, molecular function: UDP-N-acetylglucosamine 2-epimerase activity; hydrolase activity, hydrolyzing O-glycosyl compounds; N-acylmannosamine kinase activity. The record is from RefSeq and is a predicted model, not a curated record. The transcript is spliced from 12 exons. NCBI's taxonomy places the organism in Eukaryota, Metazoa, Chordata, Chondrichthyes, Myliobatiformes, Myliobatidae. The coding region runs from base 145 to 2307 and encodes 720 amino acids.
CGCCCUAAGUAGGCCUCCAGUUACCGUAACCAUGGUUAUCGACGUGGCCGGCCCGGGGCGGAACCUUGGCAGGGCGGAGCUGGCAGUCGGGGGGAAGACAGACGUGGUCGGAGCGGCUGAGGUGAACGGAAUUCCUUCAGCAUCAUGGAGAAGGACAGAAGCAAGAAGCUGCGGAUCUGUGUUGCCACAUGCAACCGGGCGGAUUAUUCCAAACUGGCACCGAUCAUGUUCGGUAUCAAAGAACAACCUGAUGACUUCGACUUAAAGGUUGUUGUCUUAGGAUCUCAUUUAAUUGACGAUUACGGGAAUACAUACCGCAUGAUCGAACAAGAUGAUUUUGACAUCAACACAAGGUUGCAUACGAUAGUCCGGGGUGAAGACGAGGCUGCUAUGGUGGAGUCGGUGGGCCUUGCUUUGGUAAAAUUGCCAGAUGUGUUAAACCGUUUGAAGCCGGAUAUCAUGAUUGUUCACGGAGACAGGUUUGAUGCGUUGGCAGUCGCGACCUCGGCGGCGCUGAUGAAUAUUCGGAUCCUGCACAUUGAAGGCGGUGAGGUUAGCGGUACCAUCGAUGAUUCAAUCCGACACGCUAUCACUAAGCUGGCCCAUUACCACGUGUGCUGCACCCGCAGUGCCGAGCAGCAUCUCAUCGCCAUGUGUGAGGAGCACGACCGCAUCCUGUUGUCUGGCUGUCCCUCUUAUGACAAGCUUCUCACAGCAAGAUCCAAGGACUACAUCAGCACUCUGCAGACCUGGCUGAGUGAAGAUGUGAAACCUCGAGAGUACAUUGUGGCUCUACAGCAUCCAGUCACCACCAACAUUAAACAUUCCAUUAAGAUGUUCGAGCUCACGCUCGACGCGUUAAUAACAUUCGGCAAACGCACAUUGAUCCUGUUUCCCAACAUUGAUGCAGGAAGCAAAGAAAUGGUGCGAGUGAUGAGAAAGAAAGGGAUUGAAAAGAAUCCAAGCUUCCGGGCUGUGAAGCAUAUCCCCUUUGAACAGUUUAUCCAGUUAGUUGCACACGCUGGCCUGAUGAUUGGCAACAGUAGCUGUGGGGUGCGUGAGGCAGGUGCAUUCGGCACACCUGUCAUCAACCUGGGGACGCGUCAGACUGGACGGGAAACAGGUGAAAAUGUUCUUCAUGUUCGGAAUGCUGAAUGUCACAACAAAAUACUUCAUGCUCUGCAGCUCCAGUUUGGGAAGUUGUACCCAUGUUCGAAAAUAUAUGGCGAUGGAAACGCAGUCCCACGGAUAUUGAGGUUUCUGAAGACAAUAGAUGUGACUGAGCCUCUGCAGAAGAAGUUUUGUUUCCCACCGGUGAAGGAGUGCGGCUCGCAGGAUAUCGACCACAUCCUGGAAAUACAGAGUGCCUUAGCUGUGGACUUAGGUGGAACAAACCUGCGAGUGGCUAUUAUCAGUAUGCAGGGCGAAAUCAUAAAAAAAUAUGUUCGAACCAAUCCCAAAACUUACAAUGAGAGAAUCGAGUUGAUUCUGAAGAUGUGCACAGAGGCUGCAGCAGAGUCGGUGAACCUGAACUGCAGAAUACUUGGAGUUGGCAUUUCCACAGGAGGCCGUGUCAACCCCAAGAAAGGAAUUGUGCUUGACUCCACCAAGCUUAUUCAGGAGUGGGUGGCAGUGGAUCUUCGGACUCCAAUAUCCGAUACACUUCACCUGCCAGUGUGGAUAGACAAUGAUGGUAAUUGUGCUGCUUUAGCAGAGAAGAAGUUUGGCAGUGGCAAAGGGGUGGAAAACUUUGUGGUGUUCAUCACCGGCACAGGAAUCGGAGGGGGAAUUGUCCAGAACAGCAACCUGAUACACGGCAGCAUGUUCUGUGCGGCUGAGCUCGGACACAUCGUGGUAUCGCUGGACGGGCCCGAGUGCAUGUGUGGGGGCCGGGGUUGUAUUGAGGCCUACGCGUCAGGCUUAGCAUUGCAAAGAGAGGCCAAGAGGUUGCACGAUGAAGAUUUGCUGCUGAUGGGCGGAAUGACAAAAAGUGGCGAGACCGCUGGUGCAGUUGACCUCAUUCGAGCUGCCAAACUUGGAAAUGUUGAAGCUCAGAAGGUCCUCAAAACAGCUGGCUGUGCUCUUGGGCUUGGCAUUGUGAACAUCCUGCACACAGUGAACCCCUCUCUGGUGGUGCUGUCUGGGGUCCUGGCUGCCCAUUAUGAGGACGGUGUGAAAGAGGUGAUCAGCCAGCGGGCUCUGCACUCAGCACGCACGGUGGAAGUGGCCGUCUCCAGCCUGACCGAACCAGCACUGCUCGGAGCCGCCAGUAUGGUCUUAGAUUACGCCACACGCCGAACCUAUUAGCCCCGCAGAAUCUCUCACUUAUGCCGUCUCCAUUAUUUAAUAUUUAUUCACCGUUGAAUGUGACUGCUCCAUUUGGUCGCCCAGCCAUCGGCAGCCAUGUCUACAGCUGCUGAGUACAGGAUGGAUCAGAGUAAAGAUUCACAUCAGGUUGUGGGAUGGUUUGUAAACUGCCUUUGGCUCGAGUUAAUGUUCUGCCAAUUGCAAAGUGAUAACGUUCUGUUCCAAUCAAACCCAGCUCUCAGAGUCCAGCCAACGACAUACCCUGGCAUCCCUCCUGAAAUGAAUGACGUUUCUGGCCUGAGGUGAGGCCGCUCGGUAAGAGGUAAGGCUAGUGUAGGUACGAGUCAUUUCCCACUAGCUUCCAUUAUCCAGUAUUCAAGAAGGAGGCUAUUUGGCUCAUCACAUUUGUGCAAUCCCCUUGGUCCCAUUUUCUCUCCUUACUGGCCUGUCACCAUAAGGUGCCCACCAGUCCAGUAUUGACCCCAUUACCAUUUCCAUCAGUCUCUCUUUUUUUCCCCCUGUAAAAUGAAUAAAAGGUCCUUUUUGGCCUUGACUUUAGAGUCACAGAGUCACACUCUACAGAAACAGGCCCAUGUAUGAGAUUCUGGAGAUGCUGCAAAUGCAGAAUAACACACACAAAAUGGUGCUGGAACUCGGCAGUCCAGGCAGCAUCUGUGGAAAAGAGUACAGUCGAUGUUUCGGGCCGAGACCCUUCAGCAGGACAGGAAAGGAAAGGGGCAGAAACCAGAAACAGGUCAUUUAGCUCUCCAGGUCUAUGUUAACUAACGAGCACCCAUUUCCAGUAAUUCUGUUGUCUAGCACCUGAUUCAUUGCCUUCCGUGCUCUACACACACACACACUGCAAAGCAUUUGAGUUGUCGGUGUCCCGGGACCCACACUAACUUUCAUCACAUUUGAUUGAUUUCCUGAUGUAAAACAAAGUGAACAAAGUGUUCAUCUUCUCCUUCCUUGCAGGUUACCCAGUGUUCUCUCUGGUCAUUCUUAGAGUCACAGAAGAGAAUCAGGUCCUUCAGCCACUCCAGUCUGCCUAGUCCCAUCAAACUGCACCUGGACCAUUGCCCUCUAUACCCCUCUCAUCCAUGUACCUAUCCAAAUUUCCCUUCAAUGUUGACAUUGACCCCUAUAUCCACCACUCCUGCUGGCAGCUCAUUCCAUCCACACCCUCACCAGCUUCACUUCCUGUUUCCCUUAAACUUUCCACCUUUCACCCUUAACCCAUGACCCCUAGUUGUAGUCUCUUACAACCUCAGUGGAAAAAGCCUGCUUGCAUUUACCCUAUCUAUACCCCUCAUAAUUUACAUAGAAACCUACAGCACAAUACAGGCCUUUCGGCCCACAAAGCUGUGCUGAAUAUGGCCUUAGCUGAGAAAUUACUGAGGGUUACCCGUAGCCCUCUGUUUUUCUAAGCUCCAUGUACCUAUCCAUGAGUCUCUUUAAAAGACCCUAUCGUACCCGCCUCCACCACCAUCGCCGGCAGCCCAUUCCACACACUCACCACUCUCUGCGUGAAAAAACUAACCCCUGGCAUCUCCUCUGUAUCUAUUUCCAAGCACCUUAAAACUGUGCCCUCUCAUGUUAGCCAUUUCAGCCCUGGGGAAAAGCCUCUGACUAUCCACACGACCAAUGCCUCUCAUCAUCUUGUACACUUCUAUCAAGUCACCUCUAUCAGGACUCGGACGUCAAGAUCCCUCUGAUCCUCCACGCUGCCAAGAGUCUUACCAUUAAUACUAUAUUCUGCCAUCAUAUUUGACCUACCAAAAUGAACCAUUUUAGUCUUACCUGGGUUGAACUCCAUUUUGCUGCAAGUUUGUCAUUGUCAUCAUGGUCCAUAAGACCAUAAGUCAUUGGGGUAGAAUUAGGCCCCUCUGCCUACUGAGUCCGUUGUGCCUGAUUAUUACCCCUCCCAAUCCCAAUCCCCAUCUCCUGCCUUCUCCCUGUAACCUUUGAUGCCCUGACUAAUCAAGAACCUAUCAAUCUCUGCUUUAAAUAUGCUCAAGACUUGUCCUCCACAGCCAGCCAUGGCAAUGACUUCCACAGAUUCACUAUUCUCUGGCUGAAGAAAUUCGUUCUCACCUCUGUUACAAAGAGACGUCCUUCUGUUCCCAAAACUGCCCACCGGUCCCAGAAUCAACCGCUGUAGGAAACAUCCACUCUGUCAAGCCUUUCAAUAUCCGAUGGGUUUCAGUGAGUCCCCCCACCCCUGCCAAUUCGUUUAAACCCCAGUGAGCAUGGGCCCAGCGCCAUCAAAUGCUCCACAUACAUUAACCCUUUCAUUCCUGGGUUCAUUCUCAUGAACCCUGUAUGGACCCUGUCCAAUGCCAGCACAUCUUUUCUUAGAUAAGGGGGCAAAACUGCUCCCCUUUGCCAUAUUGGCUGCUUUCAGUUGCGGCCUGUAGGAACCUUGCCCUUCUGUGGUCCUGUCAUAUUUCCCGCUGGCAGAUUUGUCCCAUGUCUCUGGGGCCAGGUCUUCCACUGAGGUGCCUCCAAACGAGAAUCCAAGCAGGGUGCUGCUGGAUUUCUCAAUCAGAGUAUCACAGGCACUUGUCCUGAAAUUAGUUCUUUUGUGGCAGCGGUACAUUGCAAUACAUAAUAAUUUUUAAAGCUAUGAAUUGCAUCAGAAACAUUAGCUGUGGAGAUUGCUGAAGCAUUAGCGAUGAUCUUUCAAAAGUCGAUAGAUUCUGGCAUGGUUCCGGAGGACUGGAAGAUUGAAAAUGUCACUCCGCUAUUUAAGAAGGGGGCAAGGUAGCAAAAAGGAAAUUAUAGACCUGUUAGCUUGACAUCGAUGUUCGGGAAGUUGUUGGAGUCGAUUGUCAAGGAUGAGGUUACAGAGUACCUGGAGGCAUAUGACAAGAUAGGCAGAACUCAGCAUGGAUUCCUUAAAGGAAAAUCCUGCCUGACAAACCUAUCACAAUUUUUUGAGGAAAUUACCAGUAGGCUAGACAAGGGAGAUGCAGUGGAUGUUGUAUAUUUGGACUUUCAGAAGGCCUUUGACAAGGUGCCACACAUGAGGCUACUUAACAAGAUAAGAGCCCAUGGAAUUGCAGGAAAGUUACAUAUGUGGAUAGACCGUUGGCUGAUUGGCAGGAAACAGAGAGUGGGAAUAAAAGGAUCCUAUUCUGGUUGGCUGCCGGUUACCAGUGGUGUUCCACAUGGAUCAGUGUUGGGGCCGCUUUUUUUUUUACAUUGUACAUCAACGAUUUGGAUUAUGGCUUUGUGGCUAAGUUUGAUGAUGAUACGAAGAUAGGUGGAGGGGCUGGUAGUGCUGAGAAAACGGAGAGUCUGCAGAGAGACUUGGAUAGAUUGGAAGAAUGAGCAAAAAAGUGGCAAAUGAAAUACAAUGUUGGAAAGUGUAUGGUUAUGCACUUUGGCAGAAGAAAUAAACGGGCAGACUAUUAUUUAAACGGGGAAAGAAUUCAAAGUUCUGAGAUGCAACAGGACUUGGGAGUCCUCAUGCAGGAUACCCUUAAGGUUAACCUCCAGGUUGAGUCGGUGGUGAAGAAGGUGAAUGCAAUGUUGGCAUUCAUUUCUAGAGGAGUAGAGUAUAGGAGCAGGGAUGUGAUGUUGAGGCUCUAUAAGGCACUGGUGAGACCUCACUUGGAGUACUGUGGGCAGUUUUGGUCUCCUUACUUAAGCAAGGAUGUGCUGACGUUGGAGAGGGUACAGAGAAGAUUCACUAGAAUGAUUCUGGGAAUGAGAGGGUUAACAUAUGAGGAACGUUUGUCUGCUCUUGGACUGUAUUCCUUGGAGUUUAGAAGAAUGAGGGGAGACCUCAUAGAAACAUUUCGAAUGUUGAAAGGCAUGGACAGAGUGGAUGUGGCAAAGUUGUUUUCCAUGAUGGGGGAGUCCAGUACGAGAGGGCAUGACUUAAGGAUUGAAGGGUGCCCAUUCUGAACAGAAAUGCGAAGAAAUUUUUUUAGCCAGAGGGUGGUGAAUUUAUGAAAUUUGUUGCCACGGGCAGCAGUGGAGGCUAAGUCAUUGGGUGUAUUUAAGGCAGAGAUUGAUGGGUAUCUGAGUAGCCAGGGCAUCAAAGGUUAUGGUGAGAAGGUGGGGGAGUGGGACUGAAUGGGAGAAUGGAUCAGCUCAUGAUAAAAUGGCAGAGCAGACUCGAUGGGCCGAAUGGCCUACUUCUGCUCCUUUGUCUUAUAGUCUUAUUAAGCAAUUAAAUUAUGUAAAUAGUUCAAAAAGAGAGCAAAAAUACUGAGGUACUGUGCAUGGGUUCAACGUCCAUUCAGAAAUCUGCUGGCGGAGGGGAAGAAGCUGUUCCUGAAAUGUGGAGUCUCUAGGCUCCUGUACUUCGUCCUUGAUGGUAGAAAUGAGAAGAGGGCAUGUCCUGGGAGAUGAUAGAUGCCGCCUUAGGCACCAUUUUUUGAAGGUGUCCUUGAUGUUGGGGAGGCUUGUAUCCAUGAUGCAGUUGGCUGAGUUUACAACUUUCUGCAACUUUUCCCAAUCCUGUGUGGUGGCCCCUACCAGAGGGAGACGUAACCAGUUAGAAUGCUCCCCACAGUACAUCUUUAGAAAUCUGUGAGAGUCACUGGUGAUGUACCGAGCCUCCGCAAACUCCCACUGAGAUGCAGCUUUCUUGCAAUUGCAGAAUGUGUUGGACCAGGUCAGGUCUUCAGAGGUGUUGACACCUUGUUCAGAAGGUGAUAUGUAACUGAUGCCAGAGGCUGUAAGGGGUGGGUGGGGGGUGGUGAACAGUGUGGUAGUGUUCAGGGCUCUGUGAGCACCAGAAACUAGUACAAGUAGGCCACUUGGCCCAUCAUUCAGAAUGAUUCACCCCUCUCCUCCCUCCAGGGCCCUGUCCUGCCUUAUGUUCAGGCCAGGGCAUCCAGGACUUUGCACGACGGGCGGGCAUCUUGAUGAGGCCUCGGAAAGCAAGGCAGCACUGACAUCUGUGGAGAUUCAAGAGGGUCUCCGGGGCCAGCACAAUGCGCAGUCAGUAACAGUGAGACUACCUCUGCUUUCCAGUGAAUAGGGUACAAGAGGGUGGGGUGGGGACAGGUGC